This is a messenger RNA of Dermochelys coriacea (leatherback sea turtle), 1482 nucleotides long. It is a transcript of the gene GTF2B, whose product is annotated as general transcription factor IIB. Gene Ontology annotation, molecular function: RNA polymerase II general transcription initiation factor activity; TBP-class protein binding. The transcript has 7 exons. Gene Ontology annotation, cellular component: nucleus; transcription preinitiation complex. The coding region runs from base 220 to 1170 and encodes 316 amino acids. NCBI's taxonomy places the organism in Eukaryota, Metazoa, Chordata, Testudines, Dermochelyidae. Gene Ontology annotation, biological process: transcription preinitiation complex assembly; transcription initiation at RNA polymerase II promoter. The record is from RefSeq and is a predicted model, not a curated record.
AGCCAUUGUCUCACGGGCGGGCACCACCUCCAGGGGCUCAAGUUGAGGCAGCAGAACGCGAAGCCUUUCGUUUCGCCCCUUCGCGCGGCCCGUACCGACGGCCUGGCAGAUCCCCGCCCCCAGUGGCGGAGGCUAUAUAAGGGAGCGUGCUGCGUGCUGGUCUUGAGCCGGCCGUGUGCAGCGACGGCCCAGCCUGGGACGAGGAAGGAAGGAAGGAAGAUGGCGUCUACCAGCCGUUUGGAUGUGCUUCCCAGAGUGACAUGUCCAAAUCAUCCAGAUUCCAUUUUAGUGGAGGAUUACAGAGCUGGAGACAUGAUCUGUCCUGAAUGUGGACUAGUAGUGGGUGACCGGGUCAUAGAUGUAGGGUCAGAGUGGAGAACUUUCAGCAAUGAUAAAGCAACAAAAGACCCAUCUCGAGUUGGAGACACCCAGAAUCCUCUCUUGAGUGAUGGAGAUUUGACUACAAUGAUUGGCAAGGGUACAGGUGCAGCAAGUUUUGAUGAAUUUGGAAAUUCGAAGUACCAGAAUCGCAGGACUAUGAGCAGCUCUGAUCGAGCAAUGAUGAAUGCCUUUAGAGAAAUUACUAACAUGGCAGACAGAAUCAACCUUCCCAGAAAUAUAGUUGAUCGAACAAAUAAUUUAUUCAAGCAAGUGUAUGAGCAGAAGAGCCUGAAGGGAAGAAGUAAUGAUGCCAUUGCUUCUGCUUGUCUCUAUAUAGCUUGUAGACAAGAGGGCGUUCCUAGAACAUUUAAAGAAAUAUGUGCAGUGUCCAGGAUUUCAAAGAAAGAAAUAGGUCGGUGUUUUAAGCUUAUUUUGAAGGCUCUGGAAACCAGUGUGGAUUUGAUCACAACUGGAGAUUUCAUGUCAAGAUUUUGUUCAAAUCUGGGUCUUCCUAAACAAGUACAGAUGGCAGCGACACACAUAGCACGUAAAGCUGUGGAAUUAGACUUGGUUCCUGGGAGGAGUCCAAUCUCUGUAGCAGCAGCAGCUAUUUAUAUGGCAUCACAAGCCUCAGCAGAGAAAAGGACUCAGAAAGAAAUAGGAGAUAUUGCUGGUGUUGCUGAUGUUACAAUCCGACAAUCUUAUAGACUUAUCUAUCCACGAGCUCCAGAUCUCUUCCCAGCAGACUUCAAAUUUGACACCCCUGUGGACAAACUACCCCAGCUGUAAAAUUGCCAUUUAAUUUCUAAAGAACACUUGAUUUCUGCCUAUAAUAAAGUGUUGCUACUGAGCCUUCAUGUUGUGGAACUGGAGGAGGAUAUGAAAAUCAAACUGCUGGAACACAACACACAUUCCAAGGGUAAACAAAAUAAUUGUGUGGCAUUUUGUAUGUAUAUAUUAGUGGAAGUAAAUAUUUAAUGACUGUUGGAACAAGUUAAAUUUCAUAUUAUACUUUAGAUUUCUUUUGUAGCGAAUCUAGUAAAAUGUAUUUUGGAAAACAAUUGAAAUUAUGUAAUUCCCAAAUAAACUUUUCCAAAAACA